GCCAUAUGUAUAUUCGCCUCCGCCAUGUUUGUCCUUUGAAAUUGUUAGCUAGUGUUCGUCAUAAUUAAGACAGAUUUUGGAAAUCGCUAAGACUGGUUCCGUUGUUGUACGCAUUCUUUAAAUUCUGAUUUUCAACAUGCAAAUGCGGCUAAUAUGAUUUCCAUCCAAACUCCGACGGGCUAAACGUUAACGUUAUAUUAAAUAGCAAUAAUUCGUUAUCUCUUCGAAUAUUAAAAGAAAUUUUUACGGUACCUCAAAGUAACUUAUUUCGUCAAUAUGUGGAAUAACAAGUUUAUGUAAUGUGUUGUCAGCACCCAAAAAUACUAUUAAACGCUGAAUUUGUUGAUCUGAUCCCAUCCACUAAAGUAGCAGCGUUUUUACAGUGAUUAGUACAAAUUCACUCAAGUUGGAGACCAGAUCAAAUUAAGUUUAAUAUUUUACGUAGCUACCGUCCUAUUUUAGAUAAUUAGGCGAAUGUACUGUCAGUGUUAGUGUUACUUUAAUGGGUAGUCUAAUAACGAUAUCUGGAUAGGUAUUAAUGUCUCAUUCAUUAUACUUCCCGGUAAAAUUCAAGGUCAGACAACACUUCUGGCCAUCUUUUCUUUGCUGGGCUAUUCCAAGUGUUGGUAGUAUAGUGAUGCUAAGGAAACUCACUUCGACCCCAUUCUCGCUCACUGCUUUAAUCUUCAUAAAAAUUGUAUUUUAUUUCAAUCUAAAGUAAUGUACAUAAAUCUUCCAUAUUCAUAGUUCAGUGUUGCCGUCUGUUUAUCGUGAAUUUUGUGUUGUCAAUACUGAAUCAAGUCAAAUUCUUUACAGUAUCCUUUUUGGCAGAGAAAAAAUGAUUUCUUAAACAAUUUAUUGGAUCAAUAAAGUAAAAUUCCUUUUUUUAAAUGUUGGUAUGUAAAUCUUUGCAUAGAUAUGCAACCACAUUGGCCUAUCAUUGCAGCGAUGUCAGGUCACCCGACUAUUGCUAAUGGCUCAGCAAUAUCCAUUGACCGUCACAUUUCUGGUCCGAUGGAUUCUAGCAGUAUGCUUAUUGGUGCACUUACCCCUGGUUAUGUACGACCGACUCUCUCUUCCAAUGUUUUGCCUGGUUCCUCAAUGCCUUCAGCACCUGGUGGAUUCAGUCCUCAUCAGAGUUUGGCUUACCCUUUCCCUCAUUCAUUCUCUGUUGGUGCCAACCAGUCACUUGAACCUGCUAUUACUGGGCGUCAAUUUCCCAAUGCUUCAUUAAAUCCCUCUUACCACCUACAACAGUUCCAACAAUCGGCUUCCCAGCCCUUACCCUUGCCUCAUCCACCUGUUCCAUAUGGUCAGUCGUUGUCUUACUUAGCACCUUCUCUAGUAACAGCUAUGGGUAAUGGCAACCUUGGUCACAUACAUCAAACUUAUGCAAAUGUACCAUCACAGGCACCGAUGGCAGUUAAUAUGACAGCGCACUGCCGUACAUUUGAUUCUUUAAAACAUUUUGGUUCUGUCCCUCAAACACAGCAUGGUCGUCGGAAUAAAUCAACUGUCACUUCCAAGACGAAUUUAUAUAUAAGCGGACUAAGUGAAUCUGAUACAGAUGAUACAGUUCGUUCACUUGUUGAAAAUAUUGUUCAACCAAAGUCUUGCAAAGCAAUGGUUGUCAAUGGAAGAUGCAGAGGUUCUGGUUUUAUUGAUUGCGCUUCUGAAGAGGAUGCAGAAAAAGCGAAAGCACAUAUUUUAGAAUGCGCCAGAACUAACGGACGCAAAUUGUCAGUAAAGUAUGCAUAUGAAAAUGAGAAAGAUGCUCUUAAUGUUUAUGUACGCAAUCUUCCACGUGAAGGUUUUUCAAAAGAGAUGUUGGAAAGUUUGUUUCAGAAAUUUGGUCAUGUUACGUCUGUUAAACUUCUUGAAACAGUCACAGGAUUUACAGGGAUUGGUUUUGUUCGUUUUGCCACAGCCGAACAAGCGGAAAAAGCAGUUGAACAAAUGAAUGAAGCAAAACAUAUUGUUCGAGGUGGGGAUAAACCCAUAACUUGUAAACUGGCUGAUAAAGCAGAUCCUAGACGACGUAAUGCUGCUCCUAAUGCACAAGCGUUUGUUGCUGCUGCUGGAUUACAUCCACAAAUACCUGUUGCUAAUCAUUUAACGCGUACAGCUCAAGGUCUCUCUAAUCUCGCUUCUCUUCAAGCUUUAGGUCAAGCUCAACAAUCUACCUUUACUCCUCAAUUUCCUUUAACUGCACAGUUAGUGCAACCUUUGCAUCAAACUCCUGUUGUUGUUCCAAAUAUGCAUUCAUCCUCAAUAUCCUCACAAAACCGUAAUAUUUUAUUGCCAUCAACACUACUGCAGAAUGGUCCAUGUGGUGGUAAUACAGCUGUCCCAGUUUCAUUCCCUUCCAUUGGAACGAAUGGGGGUAAUGGUCAGUCGACUAUUUCUACUAGUUCUUAUAGAGCUAACUUGGUUGGGAUACACCAGGGUCAAAUGCCUUCUGGAGCUCAACCAAACCAAGCAACUGCAAUUGUUGCUGGAUAUGCUGAUUAUCCCUUCAGUCGUUCCAAAUCAUGUGUCAAUGUUCAAUCUGGAAAUUUCUCAGCUAACAAUCUCCCUGUUUAUACAGCAAAUGGUAACUCUUCUCAGUCUACUCAUAGUGCUUUUCAAUCAGUUGCAUUUGGAACUCCUACAACUUCUAAUUAUCAGGGAGGAUUAUCGUAUGUUCAUCAUCAACAACAGUCACAACCAACACCUAGUGUUCCUGCAGCGGCGGUUGCAAACAGUUCUCAAAUGGUUAUUUUGGCUCAGACCCCUAUUAAUUGUCUUUAUCAAUCAUCAAAUGGAUCUACAUCAGCCGCUUAUCCAACAGGUAUCUCAUCGACUAGUGGUCACCAGAAGCAACCACUUCUUUCCUCUAAUAACACUCCUACAGUUUGCCAGGUGCAAAAUAUACCAUGUAAUUCGUGUCCAGUUUCAGAAGCAACUACAAAUCUAAAUCCUGUUGGCUUAAUUACCUCUGAAUUUCAAAUGAUGAAUUUUGGUCCAAAUAGCAUAACUAACGUUUCAUCGUCUCAUUCAAAUUUGGUGACUGAUGUUUCUUGUGAAACACAAGAAUGGUCAAACGUUGGCAACCAAAAAAUAUGUUCUUUGAAUUCUGUCAACACGUCAGAAAGUGAUGUAGCUUAUCAAUCACCAUCUGUUCUUAAAAAUUCACAUGAGUUAACAACUUCAAGCGAUGGGAAUGUUGGUUAUACUGCUACUACUACUCAAAAUACUAUUACUGUGUCUAAUACAGUAGUAGAGCAAAAUGAUACUCAAUGUUACACAAAUCCUGUGCAAGAAAAAAUUAGUUCUUCAGAUUUUAAUAACUUAUCAAGUUUGUCAAAUGAAGAAUUUAACGUAGUCACUUCACUUAAUCCUUCAAAUCAUUCUUCUGUCCCAAAUUCUGCUUACUUAACGGGGAACCAUCAUUUCUCUUCGUCUAAUUUAGAAGUUAAUGGUUCAUCGAAUUCUACUGACUGUCAGUCAAGUGCUUUGUCAUCGCAAAGAAAAAAUAAAAUUACGGACAAACAUCGAGAUUCAUCAUCGUCAAAUUCAACCGUUUGUAGUCGUCAUUGCAAUGAGGUGGUCAGUUUAAAUGAUACCAAAUCAGCAUCAUCAUCGUCUAUACAACAUUUGAAUAGACGAAAGAAAAAUCCUUAUUCAUCUAGUAUUAAUAGUCAUAAACAGCAUUCAAGAUCUCCAUCGAAGAAAAAUAGUUCACCUGUCAGCAGUAGUACCGAGGUUCGUAUGCCAACUAGUUGCACGAUUUUGAACCCAUCGUCUCCUUAAGUAGAGACAUAACUUACGUCUAUAUUGUUUUUUUUAAACAAAAAAUCCCUACACACAGUUGUCGAUCAGUUAAAAUGGAUUUACAAUUUACAUGCGUGGCCAAUUCUCGCAUUCAACACUAAAUUUUUGUUUUAGGUACCAAACAAAAGUAAACGAAAGUGUACAUAUAUCUCACCCUUUUUUAAACCACUCUGUAAAUGAUUUUACAAUCAAUGUUGUGUUUUGUGAUUUCUUCCUCCCUUUCCACCUGUCUGUCGUUUUAUUCCUUCAUACUUCUCUCUUCUUAGGACGCUAUCACUUUUCUUUUAGGGUCGACAGAUUAUUGUGUGUAUGUUUGUAUGAUGUGAGGGAUGUUCAGAAAAAGAAAACACGUUGGAAAAAUAAUGCUCAACUAGGAAUCAGCCCAACAAUUUGACCAAAUAAUCAAUCUAGAAAACUGAAGGUUAUUUGUGUAUCUUGCUUAGUUUAUGAGGAAGAAAAAAACAACUUCGCACACAUUUUCUUUGUACUUUCGGUCGAAAUAUCAGCUCUUUUCUUGAUUUUAUGUGAAGUGCUGCAAAACAAUGUCCAAGGUAACAGUUGAAGGGGUUGUAUGACAAUAUUAUAAGUUUUUUUUAACAAAAAUGUUCGCUGCUGACUUUGUUAACUUCCUUCUGUUCUCUUGUUGCAAGAAAUUUUCACUGAGCUUUUUUUC
Molecule: messenger RNA, 4486 nt
Organism: Schistosoma intercalatum
Lineage: Eukaryota; Metazoa; Platyhelminthes; Trematoda; Strigeidida; Schistosomatidae
Source: the annotation of a GenBank genome assembly